Dictyostelium purpureum is the source of this 2199-nucleotide messenger RNA. RefSeq lists its product as uncharacterized. Bases 229 to 2148 code for a protein of 639 amino acids. The record is from RefSeq and is a predicted model, not a curated record. Gene Ontology annotation, cellular component: cytoplasm. Gene Ontology annotation, molecular function: protein binding; protein tyrosine/serine/threonine phosphatase activity. NCBI's taxonomy places the organism in Eukaryota, Evosea, Eumycetozoa, Dictyosteliales, Dictyosteliaceae. The transcript is spliced from 4 exons. Gene Ontology annotation, biological process: protein dephosphorylation.
GGUAGUGGUAACAAUACAAGACCAAGAGGAGCGACAUUUAAUGGAUUACCAUCUCAAGCAGAUGAAAAUGGAUCUUCUUUAUCAAAUUCAAUUCAAGUAGGAGCUGGAUCAUUACACCCAAACAGCAAUAACACAUUAAGAAGUAGUAAAAAAGGUAUUCAAACAAGCCAAAAUAAUAAUAGUAAUAAUAAUAAUAACAAUGGCCUAAGCAAUAGUACAAGAAAUACAAUGUCAUUCAAAUCAUUGGAAUACGUUAAGGGAUCAGGAACUUAUUAUGCAAACUAUAUGGAUUUAUUUGAUAUUCCACCACAAAUUUUUGUGGGAGGAGAAGAGCAACCAAAUUCAGUAUUAUCAACAAACCCAGAGCUAAAAUCACUGGUAUUAGAUUUCAACAAGAUUUCGGAGAUACCACAAUGUAUAACAUUAUUACACAAUCUUAAACAUUUAUCAUUGGCAGCAAACCAAGUUAAAGACAUACCCCCUUAUUUAUCGGAAUUAGAACAUCUCGAAACGUUAGAGCUCGGUAUCAACUCAUUUACUCAAUUCCCAAUUAAUAUUUGCAAAAUCAAUUCAUUAACUUCACUUCAUCUAGAGACAAAUAAUAUUUCGCAAUUACCAUCAGAAUUUAAAUCAUUAGAUAAUUUAAAGAUAUUAACAUUACUAGAUAAUGAUUUUAAAGAAAUACCAGAAGAAUUACCACCAAGUAUUGAAAAGUUAAAUAUGGCCUGUAAUCAAAUUUCAAAUACAUUUUCACAAACAUUGGUUUGUAUGUCUCAAAGUUUAACUUCCUUAAAUUUAUCAGAAAAUAAAAUCGAAAAGAUUGACCCAUCGUGGAGUAAACUUGUAAAUUUGCAAAAUUUAAUGUUGGACUGUAAUUUAAUUAGGGAGUUACCAGGUGAAGUUAUCAAGAAUUGGAAGCAAUUGGUAACACUAAAUUUACCACAUAACUUUUUAUCAGAUAUGCCAGCUGAAAUUAUAUUGUUAACAAAUUUAAGAAUUAUUGACCUCAGAGGUAACGAUUUUGAGUUUUGCAAAAGAAUACCCAUCAACGAAUCAUCCUCAAUUCUAUUCAAAAUUGACUCAUUCAUAAAAGAUAAAACCAAAUUGCACGAUUUGAAAUUCAAUACAAUUAAAAUGAUUCAAGAGCGUAAACUUUUAAGAUCAUCUAUAAACAAUAGUAAAUUUUUACCACCAUCACCAACAACUUCAACCAAUAUUCUGCCACAAUUAGAUGGUAAUGAGGCUACCACUACUACCACUACUACCACAACAACCUCUUUGCCAAUCAUUACAUUAAAUGAUGAUUUAAAUACUAAUAAUCAAGUCGAUCCUAGUUCCGAAGGGGAGACAAACAAUAACAAUGUAUCACCAUCAUUAUCAAAUUCAUCCAUCAAAAAUAAUGAGGAAAUCGACCAGGCCCAAAAAGACAAGGAAGAAAAAGAAAGAUUAGAAAAAGAAAGAUUAGAAAAAGAAAGUUUGGAAAAAGAAAGUUUGGAAAAAGAAAAAUUAGAAAGAGAAAGAAUGGAAAAAGAAAAGCAAGAUAAAGAAAAAUUGGAAAAAGAGACCCAAGAAAAAGAAAUUUUUAAUCAUAAAUAUCAAAUUGAACAAUUACAAUUACAACUAAGAGAAAGUGAACGAGAGAAAGAAAUGUUGGAGGAAGAAAUUAAAAAGCAAAAAGAAAUUGAAAUAUCGAUCCAGAGCCAAUUGGUAUUCUGGCAAUCAGUGUAUCCCGAUGAAAUUAUUGAAAAGCUUUACUUGGGUUGCAGAGAAUGCUCCAUGAAUAAAUCAUGGUUACAAGACCACAAUGUAACUCAUAUUUUAACUGUUGCCCAUUUCAAGCCAUUAUACCCAAAUUUAUUUAAAUAUAAAAUUAUAGACAUAGAAGAUGUAGAUGAGGCAAAUAUAUAUAAAUAUUUUAAAGAAAUGAAUGAAUUUAUUGAGGAGGGUAGAAAGACUGGUGGUGUUAUAAUUCAUUGCAGAGCUGGGGUAUCAAGAUCAGCCACAGCAACAAUUGCUUAUAUUAUGUAUAAAAAUAAAAUGAAGUUUCAAGAGGCAUUUGAUAUAACAAUUAAAAAAAGAUCAAGAAUUUACCCUAAUAAAGGUUUUGUUAAUCAAUUAAAGAAAUAUGAAAAUGAAUUAUUCAAAUAAAAAAAGAAUAAAAAAACAUAAAUAAAUUUAAACAAAUGGUUAAAAUUUUAA